CCUGCGUUCCCAUGGCAACGGGGGGCAGUAUGUCUGGGCCUUUUGGGAAGGGACGGCAGGACGCCUGCCCGUGGCAACGGGGGGGGAAUGUCCCCUGAGGGGUUCCCCGGUGCCCCCCACACCUCUGUGUGCACUCCAGGGUGAGCUGGGCUGGACCAUUCACCCUCCAAAGAAAAAGGCCUCGGGAGGGGGCAGAGACACCCCCCCCCCGGCUUUGCAGCACCGUUGCAGCAGCAGAGAUCUGGGUUUGGAGCCAUGAAGGGGAAGGUGCAUGGUGGGGGUGUCCUACCCCCCCACCCCGAAGCCCUGAUGCACCCUCUGUGCCCUUUACCUGGAUGCUGCCCCAGCAGCUGCCCCAUCACCUGGAGGGUCAGGAUCCUGCUCCACCAGCACCUGCCCACGACGUUCCAAAGAAAACAAACUGCUCUUUUUGCUAUGGCUUUGUUGAGUUUGAUGACCUACGAGAUGCUGACGAUGCUGUUUAUGAGCUCAAUGGGAAAGAUCUUUGUGGGGAGCGAGUGAUCGUGGAACACGCCCGAGGGCCGCGGCGGGACAGCACGUACGGUUCAGGACGCAGUGGAUAUGGUUAUAGAAGAAGUGGAAGAGAUAAGUACGGUCCCCCAACCCGUACAGAAUACAGAUUGAUUGUGGAAAACCUGUCAAGCCGCUGCAGUUGGCAGGAUCUGAAGGAUUAUAUGCGUCAGGCAGGGGAAGUGACAUAUGCAGAUGCACACAAAGGAAGGAAAAAUGAAGGUGUGAUUGAGUUCAAAUCCUAUUCUGACAUGAAAAGAGCCCUUGAAAAGCUGGAUGGGACAGAAGUAAAUGGCAGAAAGAUUAGAUUAGUGGAAGACAGACCUGGAUCGAGACGGCGCCGCUCUUACUCCAGAAGCCGAAGCCAUUCGAGGUCUCGCUCUCGAAGCAGACACUCUCACAAGAGCAGGAGCCGCAGCGCCAGUAGUAGUCGCUCCAAGAGCAGAUCGAGAUCCAGGUCUGUGUCCCGGUCCAGAAGCAAGAGCCGUAGUCGAAGCAAGAGCCGUAGCAGAGGCCAAAAAGAGAAAAGCAGGACUCCGAGUAAAGAGGAGAAAAGUAGGAGCCGCAGCAGGAGUGCAGAGAAAUCCAGAAACAAAAGCAAAGAUAAGUCUGAGGGCACUCUCCAUAACAGUGAUGAGAAAGCAAAGAGCAGGAGCCGCAGCAAGGAAAAGAGUAGGAGCAGGAGCGGGAGUAAGGACAGAGGGGAGGCGAGGGAGAGGGUGAGGAGUAGGAGCAAGGAGAAGAGUAGGAGCAAAGACAGGGAGAAGAGCAUUAGCAAGGCUAGAAGCAGGAGCAAGAGCAGGGAUGAGAGCAGGAGCAGGAGCCACAGUAAGGAUAAAAGGAAAAGCAGGAAGAGAAGCAGGGAUGACAGCAGAAGUCGGAGCAGGAGCCGCAGCAAGAGUGAGAAAAGCAAAAGGCGCAGCAAGCGAGACAGCAAAGCGGGCAGCAAGAAGAAAAGGAAGGACAGCCACGAGCGGUCCAGGUCAGCCUCCAAGGACAAGGAACAUCUCAAGUCAGAGUCUGACAAAAAGGAGGCAAAAGCAGAGGGGGAGGAGGCAGCCACACGGCGGGGAUCUCGCUCCAGGUCUAGGUCUGUUUCCAAGUCAAAACCAAAUGUCAAAUCAGGUUCUCGUUCCAGAUCUAAAUCUGUGUCAAAGCCGGGGUCCUGCUCCAAGUCCAGGUCUAGGUCUGCCUCUGGCUCCCGGUCAAGGUCUCGCUCCAGAUCCUGACCUUGCAGCAGCCACGCUCAGAACAGAGGGGAAGAGGCUUUUGUACGUGUUCAGUAGUCGUAGCACAAGUGAGUUGAGUAGAAAACCCGUCUGCUGUAUAUUUUGACCAACCCUGAUGGUCUGUCUGUCGUUGGCUGCGCUGCUCCCUCCCUGCAGCGCUCUCUGGUGCAAGGCUGCUCGGCUCGUUUGCCAUCCUACAGCGAGGCUCUCUCAGUCCAGCUCUGCCCAGAGCACCAAAACUGCUCCAUUUUCCAGCAAGGGCCUUGCAGAGAGGGUCCAUGGUGGCAGUGAUGGCUGAUAGGUAGGUAUGAUGGCUCCAGCAGUCUUUGCCCUUGAACUGAUGCCCUUCAAUGUACACCAUUUAGUGGAAGUGCUGAGUCUUGAGUUUCAUAUUACUUCUGUUUCCUCUUUUUUGGACUUACAGAGUUGUGAAUAGCACAGUCAAAAGGGGAUGGGGAGGGAGGGCAGGGAAAACCAGAGGUACUUGCAGUAAUCCAUAGGGAAAAGCAGCAUAGCUCCAUAUCUGGUAUUGUGACAAUAUCCUUGUUUUAUAUUAAAGUUUUUUAUUUUCUUUUUCCCCUGUCUUGCCAAGUCCAGUGACUCCUGUUUCCAUGAAAUUUGAAUAAAGACUAUUUUUGCUUGAUGACA
Molecule: messenger RNA, 2408 nt
Organism: Colius striatus (speckled mousebird)
Lineage: Eukaryota; Metazoa; Chordata; Aves; Coliiformes; Coliidae
Gene: SRSF4
Product: serine and arginine rich splicing factor 4
Exons: 6
Coding region: 336-1760 (474 amino acids)
Biological process (GO): alternative mRNA splicing, via spliceosome; mRNA splice site recognition
Cellular component (GO): ribonucleoprotein complex; cytoplasm; nucleus
Molecular function (GO): mRNA binding
Source: RefSeq, a predicted model, not a curated record